Styela clava is the source of this 3022-nucleotide messenger RNA. Lineage: Eukaryota; Metazoa; Chordata; Ascidiacea; Stolidobranchia; Styelidae. The record is from RefSeq and is a predicted model, not a curated record.
AGCACUUCGAAACGAUGUCAUUUUGUGCAUACGAGGUCAAUUUUGUAUCCGUAAUGUUUUUUGUUGCGUAUAAAACAAUGCAAACUAUGCGUCAAGCUGGGAGUUACGAUCUCUCAACCAGUUUGUUUUUACGCCUCACAAUCUCGCUGUUGGAAGCAAAAGAGAAAAUAUAGCAAGAACAAAGAAAAAUUUCCCUUUUUAAUUUGCAUCCGUUUUGUCCACAUCAUUUACUGGGAAACACCAACAAACAUGGAAAGAAAACAACCUCGAACUGAGUUUGACGCCGAUGAAGCUUUGCUGCGUAUUUUGGAAGAGUCUGAUAUAGAUGACGAGAAUUUUGAUGAAAGUGAUAGUCUAAUGUCUGAAGUAGAGCAAGAUUCAGGUAUGGAAGUUCAAAAAUGUAUUCAAAAAUUUUGAUGCUUGAUAAAAAUCUUGAAUGUCAUUUUCAAAUUUAGAGUCGGAGGAAGAUUUCUCAUUGGCCGAUGUUCCUUCGACAUCAACGAGCGUGCCGCAGUGUAAGCGGUCAAGGUGGCGUCAAAGACCUGAGUUGCAGUUGGCUGACGUCUCUUCACCCGGCGAGAACGCCUCUGCAGUCAGAAUACGAGUGGCAAAAAGUUCCACCACAAAGAACUAUACGCCAGUUCGGUGAGGCGCCUGGUGUCAGCAUUCAGAAUAUGUCAGCCACUCCAUCUCCGCUAGAUUGUUUUAUUCAAUUUUUUACGGUUCAAGUCAUCAAUUUUAUAGUGGAGAUGACAAACCUGAAUGCCCAAAAAAAGCUUCAAGUCACCAGCGCUCACCGUGCCACUCGCCAACUUCCUCCACUGAAGUUUGAGCCAUCGACCUUCGAACAGAUGAAGGCAUUUUUGGGCCUUACGAUCGCAAUGGGAAUUGUGAAACUGCCAGUUAUCGCCAUGUAUUGGCAAGAGAAACACUGGAUAUUCGAAGUCCCGUCAUUCAGCAAGAUCAUGCCGAGGGAUCGAUAUCAUGAUCUACUGAAAUUCCUACAUUUCUGCAAUGAAGAUUAUGCUCCGUCACGAGACAACCCGGCAAGAGAUAAACUCUGCAAAAUAAGACCUCCCUUGAAUUUACUCGAAACGAGGAUGCUAACAGUUUACACGCCUAGACGUGAAAUAUCGAUUGACGAGUUUCUAAUCUCGUUCAAAGGACAAAUUGGAUUCCGCCAAUUUAUUCUUUCCAAAAGGGCUCGUUUUGGAAUGAAAGUGUGGGUAUUGGCGGAAUCCAAAACAGGUUAUAUUUCCUGUAUACAGUUGUAUACGGGUAAAAGCGCUGGAGCGGCGCCGGAGGCGGGCCAAGCUACUCGAGUGGUGAAAGAUCUGAUAACAUCAUUCGAAUACCAGAACUAUCACCUCUAUGUCAAUAAUUUUUAUUCUAGUCCCGACCUGUUCGCUUCGUUAUUAGGGCAGGGCGUAUAUGCCUGUGGGACUAUAAGACCAAAUCUAAAAGCGUUUCCGAAAGACCUUAUCAUAAAAUCAAUCGCCAAAAUUCAAAGGGGUUUUACCGACUGGCGAGUAUCCGGGAAGCUACUUGCCCAGUCUUGGGUGGACAAUAAAGCGAUUUAUUUUCUAUCCACAAUUCAUGGCCCUGAAUAUCCCGAAUCAUACAAAGGUUCAAAGUCUGUAAAAAGAAGAGGUGGGCGCUGCACGGCGUCCGCGGGUGUAGAUGUCACAUGCCCUUGAUGUGUAGAUGUCACCACUCCUUGUCGAUUACAACACCCAUAUGGGCGGGGUUGAUCUUUCCGACCAGAUGCGUAAAUACCAUAAUAUGGCCCGCAAGUCCAAAGCGUGGUACAGAUGUGUGUUUUCCUACCUACUUGCAGUAUGUAUACAUAACGCAAGAGUUGUGUGCGAAUCCGCAUCUGGUCGGAGAUGGAACGGGGUGAAAUUCAGACAAAACCUUGUGGACGAGAUAGUCGGUAGCUUCAGAGGAAGCAGAAGACCUUCCCGUAGGUCAGCGGAAUCCGCGGCAACCACUCGAUUACAGGCCGGGUAUCAUUUAGCCAGGUAUGUUGGUCCACCAAAAGUCUGUGCUGUCUGUACUAAGCGAAACCAAGUGGCCCCAAUUGAACAUAAAGUAAAACUGGUGUCGCAGAUGACAACAAUUGCGGAGUACAUUUGUGUAUGGGUAAUAGCAGAACUUGUUCUGAAGAAUACCACAAGAAAGUAGAGUAUUGACGGUGAAUGAUUCCUGUUGUUUUUGUAUAUAUUGUAGUUUUGGUGUAAAUAUUCGUUCCUAGUCGUCAUGUUUUGUAUGUGUGUGUGAUAUAUAAAUAUAUAUAUAUAUAUAAAUAUACAAGGAAUUUGUGUUUACUUGGCAAUGAAAUACCUUUGAACGAGCAAGCGAUCGAUCUUUGUCACACAAAGCAAACGUAAGAUUUCCAGACGGUAUACGCAAUGAUAGGUCAGCUGCGCAAUUGACAAGCGCUCAUAUAAUCUUCGUUAUAUCUAGUUUGGUUGUGCGUAGGAAUACAAGUUUGGAAUUGUCUGGAAGAUGACGUGUUGCUUGUUCACGAGAGUAUUCUCUAUCUCUUUUAUCUAACGUGUGCUUACCACAGUAUGGAGAGUAAGAAAACUUUUUCUCAAAAUUUUUUGAAAAUUCUCUCUUACAACAGGCAUACGGAAUUGAGAUUAUAGUGACGCGUAUAGCGCGAGGAUUGGUGAAAAGCCGCGAAAACUAGCCUUCCAUUGGUUCAUAGGAAAAGUUCCUGGCACUUUUGGUUAACUAUUUAUUACAUAUUAUAAAAGGGGUAUAAAAAGUCCCUUUGGACCAGCGAAAAAAAAGUUGAGCAAAAUUUUGUCUUCAGAGUAUGGGAGUUAUAAAAUACAGCUUUAGCUUUGACUCCCCGCCCUCACCUAUAUUUCGGUACCGAUACUCAUCCUUCUUGUUUUUUAUAUAUUUGAAUAUUGCUGUAUUAUUAUUGAUUAUAUCAAUAUUUUUAAUAAAUAUUAAAAUGGUAUUCAUUAUAUUCGACAAACUUUGUGUAUGCUUCUUCCGUAACAUUAAA